Messenger RNA from Seriola dumerili (greater amberjack), 667 nucleotides. RefSeq names its product ephrin-A2-like (gene efna2a). Gene Ontology annotation, molecular function: ephrin receptor binding. Gene Ontology annotation, cellular component: plasma membrane. The coding region runs from base 41 to 667 and encodes 208 amino acids. NCBI's taxonomy places the organism in Eukaryota, Metazoa, Chordata, Actinopteri, Carangiformes, Carangidae. Gene Ontology annotation, biological process: ephrin receptor signaling pathway; axon guidance; osteoclast differentiation. The transcript is spliced from 4 exons. The record is from RefSeq and is a predicted model, not a curated record.
UGAUCCCAGUUAAAGAGAGAGAGAGAGAGAUUGCCCCUGGAUGUCUAUGAUGUUGUGCCAGCUCGGGCAGAGGUGUGUGAUGGAGGUGGUGGUGCUGACCGUCCUGUCCUGGGUGUCCGUGUGGGCGGAGGAGAAGAUCAUAUUUGACAGACACGCUGUCUACUGGAACAGCUCCAAUCCCAAGUUCUGGCACGGAGAGUACAGGGUGGCAGUGAAUAUCAAUGACUAUCUGGACAUCUACUGUCCUUACUAUGAGGGUCCUCCUUCCCACGGGCGCAUGGAGCGCUACAUCCUCUUCAUGGUCAACCACGAGGGCUACACUUCCUGCCAGCACAGGAUGCGUGGCUUCAAGCGCUGGGAGUGCAACCGUCCCAGCGGUCCUGACGGACCCCUGCGCUUCUCAGAGAAGUUCCAGCUCUUCACUCCCUUCUCCCUGGGCUUUGAGUUCAGGCCUGGACACGAGUACUACUACAUCUCGUCUCCUCACCCAAACCAUGUGGGGCGGGCAUGUCUAAAGCUGAAGGUGUAUGUCAGACCUCCAGAUGGAUCGGGAUAUGAUUCUCCGGAGCCCUUCCUGACUGAUGGAGGUCCAAGCUGGAGGCCAGGGUCCAUGGUGCUGUUAGCUGUUCUGGCCCCACUGCUCCUGGGACUCUUCUCCUGGCUGUGA